Physella acuta is the source of this 1687-nucleotide messenger RNA. Its product is annotated as alkaline phosphatase, tissue-nonspecific isozyme. Gene Ontology annotation, biological process: dephosphorylation. Gene Ontology annotation, molecular function: alkaline phosphatase activity. The record is from RefSeq and is a predicted model, not a curated record. NCBI's taxonomy places the organism in Eukaryota, Metazoa, Mollusca, Gastropoda, Physidae.
GAGCAUAGAAUAGUCCUGUACACAUCUUUUGUACACAAGUCUUGCACACACCAUUUGCACGCAGUAGUCGUGUACUUACGAUUUGUACAUACUAGUCUUGUAUCCACGAUUUGUACACAAGUCUUGUACACACUAUUUUUACACAACAUUAGCGUGUUCAUGCUUCAAGCAGAGUCAAAGAUGAUCGCAUUUCUAGUCCUAGUGUCCGGAUUUGUGGGUCUCUCAGUGGCCGAAUCGGCUGGGUCUUAUGAAAAAGACCCUGAAUAUUGGCACCGCAUCGCCGAUCUGGAUUUGAAAUACAGACUAUCACCACGACAGAAGGGCGUGGCCAAAAACGUCAUUUUGUUUCUGGGGGACGGGAUGGGAAUCUCUACGGUGACGGCAGCGAGGAUCCUGGCAGGGCAGAUGGCGGGGAAAAACGGGGAGGAGAACCAGCUCAGCUUCGACAAGUUCCCAUACACGGGUCUGUCAAAGACAUACAGCGUCAACUACCAAACCACUGACUCCGCGGCGUCAGCCACCGCCUACAUGACGGGAGUCAAGACAAACAAUGGAGUCUUAGGUCUCAGCGCGGCGGCCUCAAAGGGAAACUGUAGCUCGUCCAAAGAUGCCCAUGUGGACUCGAUCCUACGCUGGUCACUCAAUGCAGGCAAGUCAGCUGGUGUAGUGACCACCACCAGAGUCACUCACGCCAGCCCCGCGGCCUCGUACUCACACACACCUCACAGGGACUGGGAGUCAGAGAGCAAAAGUAAAGAAUGUAAGGACAUAGCUAUACAACUGAUCACCGAAAACAGCGACAUCAACGUUAUCAUGGGUGGAGGUAAAGAUAAUUUUGCCAACAGAAAAGACAAGAGAAAUCUAAUUAAGGAAUGGGAGCAAAGAAUGAAAAAGAAAAACAACUCCUAUAAGUACGUCAACAACACAGCUGGUUUAAAAAGUGUGGAUUUUGACAAGACGAAUUAUCUUCUGGGAUUGUUCAGUCCCAGUCACAUGCAGAUUGAAAAAGACAGAGAUCCGAAGAAAGAGCCGUCAAUUGUCGAUAUGACAGAGAAGGCGAUUCAAAUCUUGCAGAAAAACAAGAAAGGGUUUUUUCUCUUUGUUGAAGGUGGUCGAAUCGACCACGGCCAUCACUGGUCCAAGCCGGCAGUGGCACUGCAUGAAACUGUGACCUUCUCCAAGGCGGUGGACAUAGCUCUUCAAAUGACCAACGCCUCGGAAACCCUGAUUGUUGUCACAGCUGACCACUCCCACGUCAUGACCAUGGGUGGAUCUGCAGCAAGAAAUAACCCCAUCCUAGGGCUCAGUGCUGACGAGAGCCAUAAGCCAAACGAUGAUACAUUAGAUGGUAAACCGUACACCACAAUCCUUUACGCUAAUGGACCAGGGCACAUAGACCCCAGACCAGACAUCACUAACGUUGAUACUAAUAGCACCAAAUAUGUCAGCCAGUCUGUUUUCUUCAUUGAUCCAGAGACGCAUGGCGGGGAGGAUGUUGGCAUAUUUGCCACAGGUCCUCAGUCCUUCCUGUACACAGGCGUCCACGAGCAGAACUACAUCCCUAUGGUCAUGGCCUACGCCUCAUGUGUCGGGCCCUACGCCGAGGGGAAAAAGCCAUGCGCCAAAUAUGAACAACCAUAACCGGCUUGAACAUCGACCUCUGUUCAACGACUUGGACAACUCUUAU